Molecule: messenger RNA, 546 nt
Organism: Dovyalis caffra
Lineage: Eukaryota; Viridiplantae; Streptophyta; Magnoliopsida; Malpighiales; Salicaceae
Source: the annotation of a GenBank genome assembly
AUGGCUUCUUCAAGGGAAGGACACUACAGGGGAGUUAGAAAGAGACCAUGGGGUCGCUAUGCUGCAGAGAUACGUGACCCAUGGAAGAAAACACGAGUAUGGUUAGGCACAUUUGACACACCUGAAGAAGCUGCUCUUGCUUAUGAUGGUGCAGCUCGUUCUCUUCGUGGAGCUAAAGCAAAGACUAACUUUCCAUCACCACCUUCUACUUCUGGUCUCUCUCUUGACCUCAAUCUUCCAUCUGAUCCUCACCACCACCACCACCACCAUCACCAUCUUCGUUGGAGUUCAACUCCUCAUGUUGGGUCUCAUAGGUUUGGUGGUCUUGGUGAGUUCUUGCAGACUGGAGUAGUUUUUAAAGAAAUGAGUUUCAAUGGUACGGAAGCUGCAGCAACUUCUGGGUCAGUAGUGAAAAAUGAGGGUCUUGGUGCUGGUGCUGUUACUGGUACUCCGGUGCCGGAAAAUGUUGCUCCGGCUUCGUUUUUGGGGAUGGUGCGACGUGGGUUGCCGAUAGAUUUGAACGAGCCUCCACCUCUGUGGCUGUGA